Macroventuria anomochaeta is the source of this 600-nucleotide messenger RNA. RefSeq lists its product as uncharacterized. The record is from RefSeq and is a predicted model, not a curated record. The annotation marks the transcript as partial. The transcript has a single exon. Lineage: Eukaryota; Fungi; Ascomycota; Dothideomycetes; Pleosporales; Didymellaceae.
GCUAUCCACCAGCUCCACGUUCAACUAGAGCUCACUCAGCAUGAGUUAAAAGGUGUACAACAGGCUCUUACUGCUAAGGAUAGGGUGAAGAAUAAGAAGAAGGUACUGCCUUUGUAUGCUCACAGCCUUGAGCGGCACGGAGGAGCUACCUGGUGGAGUCCUUCAUUGAAGAGGGAAGCCGAUGCCCGUGCUGCUGCAUUUGAGGCCCAUCAACAACAGGUAGAGGCAGAGAAAGCUACCCAGAAGGAGCUACAACACACUCAAAAACUACUCAAAGAGAAGCAGCAGCAGCAGAAGCGUGAGGCGCGGAUAAGGGAGAAGGAAGAGCGUGACCAGCAGAAGGCUGAACAGGCAGAGGAAGCAGCCGAACGCAGAACUGAGAGAGAGCGUCAAAAACAAGCCCGCGACGCUGCAAAAGCUCUACAAUUAUCCCAAAAAGGCAAGCACAAGGCCUCACAGAAAGCAGUACCAAGAAAGAAGCAGAAUCGUGGUGUUGCUGCUGCCCAGAGUGGUGCUGCUGCUGAGAGCCUGGUGCAGGUGGCUCCUACAACAACCACCCGCCGUGGCCGCACCUCAACUCUGCCUGCCCGUUUUGUAUGA